AUGAAGGUGUUCUACGUAAUAUUAACAUUCAUAUGUGCAUUCGUGGUAGCUGACGUGGAGCUUACUGCGCCAGAUAGUGGAUCUACAUAUACAGCUUCAGGAGGCUCUGCUGCUGUUACCAUUAAAUGGAAGGAUACUGUUGAAGACGAUGAUGAUUCGGCGGCUUCCUUGUCCAAGGUGCUUAAAUACACCAUUUUAUUGUGUUAUGGAGCUGAAGAUGGUACUGGAACCAUCAAAUGUUUGGAUGAUGAUCCUAUUUUGAAAGCUCAAAAGGUUUCUGGAACCUCCUAUAAAGCACUGAUUGAUGCCAGCAUGGUACCAAAUGGUUACUAUUACUUCCAGGUGUACGCUGCUUACCCUCAACAAGGAUACUCUAUCCAUUAUACCGAUAGAUUUCAAUUGAAAGGAAUGUCUGGACCCUCAACAAUCAAGGCAACUGCUACAGGAGAUACUCCAGGACCACAAGUUUCUAUCGAGGGAGUAGAUGGAGCUGGAGGUGCGGUCAACUCAAAGUCUUUCUCCAUCACAUACACUUUACAAACGGGUAAAACAAGAUACGCACCCAUGCAAAUGCAACCAGGUUCAACCAUUACUCACAGCAAAUACAGUACCCGUUAUCCUACCAGUGCGGUUACAUACUACUCCACCAAAGCCAAGUCGCCUGUUGUUUACUCGACCAUCACUCCUGGAUGGAGUUAUUCUCGUAAAUCAUACACCAACCUGGCCACUGCACAAUUGUUUGAAACGUCGCAUUAUGCUGCUAGCGACAAGGUCAAACAAGCCACAUUGUCAGCUGGCGACAAGAGAAAGCGGUGGAUCGAUUAG
This is a messenger RNA of Meyerozyma guilliermondii ATCC 6260, 825 nucleotides long. RefSeq names its product Kre9p (gene KRE9). Lineage: Eukaryota; Fungi; Ascomycota; Pichiomycetes; Serinales; Debaryomycetaceae. The coding region runs from base 1 to 825 and encodes 274 amino acids. The record is from RefSeq and is a predicted model, not a curated record. The transcript has a single exon. Gene Ontology annotation, cellular component: extracellular region. Gene Ontology annotation, biological process: cell wall biogenesis; fungal-type cell wall organization; (1->6)-beta-D-glucan biosynthetic process.